UCGUCCUGUCAGGUUUUAUCGCUUGGACAACGUCUACCUCUGUAUGUGAAAAGAAGAAAGACGUCUGCUGCAAUAGACCUUAAGCUAUUCCUAUUGGUGUGCCUCUUUCGUACAGCAGCGUAAAACAAAGCAAAGCAGCGAACCUACAGAAGAUUUCGCUGGUGCCUAACGAGAAAAAAGUAACGUUCCUUUAUAGUUGUGGAUUGUUGUUCCCAAAAUUCGUCGGAACACUUGUCUCUUGCGUGCUACCCCCCUCCUCCCCUCUUCUACCCCGCCUAGAUGCCACCAGCAUCAACCAGCAAGCACCAAUCAGCGUGCCCAUUAUCUAUAUACGUCUUAAUGCCGCUGAUCCAUACCGUGUGCGAUUUAAUGUCGGUAGCAUAAAACCGUGUGCGUAUAUGCGUGGGGUGCGGAUCCUGCUACGAAACAUCAGCUGUCCGUGUGCAGCUCUUAUUUCGGCUAGCGGUGCUUGUUGAGUACGGCUGCUCCUCGUUGUUCAUAAUAGUUCGUCCGGCAGUUGUGAGCUUCAGCCAACUGAGCUGACCAGAGACGAACCAUCGAAUGUAGCAGCUCACAGAUCCCUCGACAAACAACAGACGGAUAUUAGGACCUUCUAUGCAUCAGUGGCGGAAGGAGUUUCAACUGGUUGUGUACGACAGACAGCCGAUUAUCGAGCAUUAUAGUAACACUAUAUAGCAUCGUUAUCGCCGUCGUCGGCUAAAGCGACGACCGUCAACGUUGGACGCAAACUGCCCCAUUUUGUGAAUUUUUCUUUACAACAGUUCUAGUUGGGCGGUGGCUUCUCUUCAGUGAAACUCGCCAGUUUCGCUUGACAAGAUAGAGCCGGAGCUGGAUUCGUGUAAGAACUGUAUAAAAGACUCGAAUAGUUGGGUAUUUGGAUAUCUAUGUAACUGCUUUACAAUUUAUCAAGUUGCAGUGCAAGAUCCGUGAUAAAAAUUGCUAUGUUGUGGUAUGGAUAUCGAUGUGGACUGGUCGAUCUUGACUGAGUUGCUAAUGCUCGAAUUGGAGCAAUAAGGUCGAAACAUUUGUGUAAGCUUGUGAUUGUUUUUGUCUAGGCGUACGUUUUCGUAUAGGAUACUGUUGCUUUGCUAGCGUCAAGCAGAGAGGAUACUUAAUUACGAGUGUUCGACACGUAUGUGCUGUUCCCAGUUGGAAUACCACUUAUCAUUGUAAUCUUCGUCGAUUUCUGGAUGCGCCCAUUUUCUCAGCGUAUCCAUCAACAAGCCCAACUGAUCACGAACUACGCGAGAUUUGACCGGAGAUAGAACAAUGGCCACAACCCCGAUUUGUCGCUGCCGGGUGCUGUAUCUAGGCUCUGCGGUUCCACAUGUUACGAAAGAUGGCCUUCAAGGAAUCCAGGAGCCUCUACGAGACUUGUAUCCUGAAGCAGGUCCGCUGUCUGCGCGUGGUAUCGAUUCGUGGCUCUCUGUGUGGAGUAAUGGACUUUUGCUGGAAAACGUAGACGAGUCGCAGCGUCAACAUACACGAUUCUUUCCCAUCGAUACGCUUCACUAUUGCGCAGCCGUUCGUUAUGUGAUUGUGCCAAACAUGCAAGGCGGCCGUGCGGUGGAAAAAUUCCUGCCGUUGGAUAGUCCAUUUGCACGACAUGCGGGGCCCUCACAGCCACCUGUGUUCGCUUGCAUCCUGCGUCGAACUACCGGUAUUAAAGUUCUCGAAUGUCAUGCAUUCAUUUGCAAGAAGGAGCAGGCUGCUAACGCCCUGGUACGUUGCUGUUUCCACGCCUACGCCGAUUGUACGUACGCUAAACAGAUGGAGGAGAAUCCUUAUGCGUCUCUGGCGCCGCGUCGCUCAAAGAGUGCUCUCGGACUCGAGAAGAGCGCUAAUGGCUCAGAUCAAUCAUGGCGAAAUUCCACCUCGGAUACCCCGAACGAAGACAGUAUCAUGCUCGAUGACGAGACGGACACGGACGAUGCUAACAACUACAAAGUGUGGAAUGGACCAUCGCCUAGAGAUGUUGUCUAUUCACCUCCGACGGAGAAUGGAGCAUUCAAUACAGGAACUCUACGAUCGAUUCAUAGUACCGUGUCACGUCGCCCGAGACAGCUGGCUCAACCGACAAGUGCGCCCCCGCCGCCUCCGCCUCUGCCGCCACCCCUGGAGCGUAUGGAACGCAUGCCACCAAUGGAACGAACGCUACCCUCAACAGCCAUGAUACCACCGCCUGGUAUAGUGCCGAACUCGAAGAAGGAAGCCAACACCCUCAAGAAACUCAAGGCAAAAGACAAAAAGAAAAAAGGUAGCGGCAGCAGCAGUAAGGAUCCGCUCCAGAACGGCUAUCCAAUCUAUCCGAUGAUAGUCUAUCCGCCUCCCCCGCACAUGAUGUACGCACAUGGCGCCCCCGGUCGACGAGGAGGUGCGUCGAUGUUCCCCUACGAAGAGCCGGUCUACCUGCCACAGAUGCGGCCACUUAGCCCUGUAGCCUCGUACCAGCCUGGCGGUUUCCCGCAUGAGCAGUACUUCAUGCAAUAUGCCACCACCCCGAGGCCCGCAACUGCGCAUGGUACCCGGCCUUCUAGCAGAGCGUAUAAAAAGCAACAGCUUAUGCCGCCGACGCAAGCCGUGAAUGGUCAUCACCAUCAUAACGGCCACAGCAGUGGACACAAUCACACGUCGAGCUCGGCCGAGAGUUCACCGUUUAAUACAGGCAUUUACCGUAAGAAGGGCCAUAUGAAUGAGCGCGCAUUUAGCCAUUCGAUUCGACAGGAGCAGAUGAUUCGCUCGCGAAGCAAUUCCGUAGCGGCGCUCGACUUCGACGCCGAAGACCUUGGCGACCAGAUGCAGGCAUUGGAUCUAGGCCCGCCACCGCCGCCACCUAACGGGCAUCCGACGGUGAACGGCAAUGGAUAUCCAGGCCAGCACGGAGCUUUGAACGGCUACGAUCAGGUCUACGGGCACGCACUUGUUGAAGCCGAUUCAAAGACGAUCGAAAAGAAGACACAGAAGAAAAAGGACAAGAAAUCGUCGAAGGAGAAGAGAUGAGGAUGACCGUACGCUUUUAGGGAAAACCGGAUACAAGCAAAAGAGAAAAGAGACGAAUGAAGGGCAAAACAAACUGUUUAGUAGUCUAAUGGAGUCCGCUUCGUCUGCUAAAGUGACCGUUCGUCUCGAAGCUGACGACUGAAAAAAUUCGACUCUCGACUGUACGCACCAUCUGCAUGCGAGUCGACACUCGCUUUCCUGCCUGCGUCACACUGUAUAUAGACCAAGCCCUGAUGUGUCAGGGAGAUGUAGCUUGAAGAAGCAACAUAAUGGUAGUCUACUGUACAUAUAGUAAUAAUAUGGCUAUCGAUACAUGAGAUUUUUACAGUAAAUGUUUUCGUCAAGGCAUGUUAAUGAGAUACACAAACUUGAGAUUAAGUUAUAUUUUAGCGGCCGUAUUGAAGCUACCCUGUGCGAUGUGCCACUAACCCAUAUAGUAAUCAACCCGCGACAGAGAGAAAACAACGACCUGAUGCGAAGAAGAAGGGGGACGCGCAGCCGUCCGAUAGAGAAGAUAGGAUCAGAUGAUCGACAGUUAACAGCGAGAACGAACUGUGAACGGGCGAGAUACACAGUACAUUAGUUCAAAUAGUUGAACUAACUAACAUUUCGAAACUAAAAGAGUCAGUAGAGACGACAGCUGCAGCGACUAGUGAUAGUUCAUUGCGGACACCUUGUUUGUUUAUCCGCUGCUACCGGUCGACUGCCCGCUCACACAAAGGUAAUCGACAGUUUGAGAUGGAGUCCAGCUCCCUUAUUUCCCCCAACUUCUUUCAGCGAAUGGCCUCGCCGACUUUUUACACAAACCCUUCAGCGUACACAUAGUAGUAAGUGGCUAGACAGAAACGUUAUGAAUGUAUGUGUAUAUGUACCCGCCGCAAAGCUUAAAUAGAUAUCAUAACGAAGCUCAGACGUCGAUGGUAGCGACCGGUGUCCCUCAGAACUCCCCCUCCUGAGCGGUGAUUUCUGGUCUGGAGAUGCCGUCACGGUGCGGCAAAGUGUCUAUCUCUCAGACAUAGCGCCACUAUCGUAACACGCUAAUCAGCAAAAGGAUGCUAAUGACUCGGUGCUGGAACGCUUUGACUGCAAAAGUCGACCAGCUUUCAAAAGGUAAUCACAACACAGGCACAUAUAAUAAAACCAGCAGCGUUCCGCGUGUCGACGCUGGCCGAUAAUUGGUAAGAAGUGGCUGAAAACCACAGCCAUAGUUGACUGACUGACCGACUGACGGUUCAACGGUUUGGGUCUGCGUUUACCGCCAUCACCACGGAUUUAUGUCGUGUUUUACAUAUGAAAAUGAAUGACAAACUAAAAGCCAACGUAAACGACACAGGACGAGAUAAAUACGAAUGCGUGAGACAAUAAAUAUAUUUAGAUAUAACCUUCGACGACGAUGAGAUCGAAGAGGAAGUUCAAUGAAAUGAUCGUAAAUUGAAACUAAUACUUUUACAGCUGUAACAAAUAGUAGAAAAGUAUAAUUGAAAUACAGACAGACCCAUAUAGCAGGCUCAGUGCAGGCUCGUGCCGUACAACGGAAACAGACAUCACUAACAAAGGUAGUCAAUUAUUUGAUUUAAUAUGGUAAUCACAUAGAGAAAAAAAAAAGUCUAGCGUGCAAACAGUAUCCAAUAGAUUAUGGGACAAAUAGUCGCUAACAUGCGAUCGUGUGACACAAUGAAUAAUGUAACAAUAAGUGAGGAAAUAUUUCCAUGGACGUUGAAACAAAUGUUAUAGAAAUAAAUUAGAUUCAAAAAUGUUCUGCUAACCAA
This is a messenger RNA of Varroa destructor (honeybee mite), 4790 nucleotides long. RefSeq lists its product as uncharacterized. Lineage: Eukaryota; Metazoa; Arthropoda; Arachnida; Mesostigmata; Varroidae. The record is from RefSeq and is a predicted model, not a curated record.